AUAACAUGAGUAAUUAUAUAAUUUUAUAUAAGAUAUAUAUACAUAUAUAUUGCAACUGAAUUUCGUAUAAUAGAUUAAUAUUAUAAAUAGCAUUGGAAGGAGGUACAGUGCAAAAAAAUAAACAAAACAAAUAGCUUAUGAUAGGAAAAUGAAAAUUAAAAAAAAGAUAGAAAAAAGAUGGUUAAUUGCUAAGGUUUAUCACUUCCAAAAAGUAGAUUAUUAGAAAUAAUAUUGGUGUUGAAUUUUUAAAUUUAAACAUAUCUUAUUAAUAUCAUUAUCAUUGCUGUCAUUACAUGGUUUCGUCAGAAGAGAUGGGAAAGAACAACAAUUUCCACUGGCAUUUGCACUGAUGUCAUCAAGGCAGGAGUCGGAUUAUGUAAAGGUCUUCAAUGCCAUUCUUGAAGCCCUUCCAGCAAGGCCAGCUGUUGAGAUGUUUAUGGUGGACUUUGAGCUAGGUGCCUGGAAUGCCAUUUCUGCAGUAUUCCCUGAUGCUGUGACCAAGGGAUGCACAUUCCAUUGGUGCCAGGCCGUAUGGAGGCACAUCCAGGAGCUGGGCCUUGCAGCCACAUACAUGAAGAGGGAGGCUACUCAUCGCUACUUGAAGCAGCUUAUGGCCUUACCCUUCCUACCUUCACCAGACAUCCCCGCCGCAUUCCAGACAUUGAAGGAGAGAGCCAACACAGAGCCCCUCCAGUCCCUGGUGGGUUACAUCGACAGACAGUGGAUGAACCAUUCCGUCUUCCACCCAUCAUCAUGGACCGUCUACCGCCAGGCCGUCAGGACCAACAAUGUUGUAGAAGGUUGGCAUCACAUGGUCAACGGCAAAGCUGGACAUCGGGGAUGCACCUUCUACAAGCUUGUCCCUCUUCUUUUGCAUGAGGCAAAGUUAGUGGAGACUCGUGUGUCCAGCGAGAACCUCUUCAGGGAUGUAAGACAGUCAUCAUCUGCACAUGCAACCCAGAAGAAAUUGACGGAGGCCUGGGAGCAGUAUGAUGCAGGACAGUUGUCAACUGGACACUUUCUACGGUUGUGCGGUACCGUGUAUGCUCCAUGCGAGUGACUUGAUACUACUGUGAUUUCCGGCUGUGCAAAUUAAGUGUGCGAGUGACACCCAUAGUGAACUAAUAGACUAUCACUAGUGCUUUGAAUUUGACUUUGAUAGUGCACCUACCACCUCAAUCACUAGUGCUUUUUUUUA
Molecule: messenger RNA, 1198 nt
Organism: Magallana angulata
Lineage: Eukaryota; Metazoa; Mollusca; Bivalvia; Ostreida; Ostreidae
Exons: 4
Coding region: 350-1060 (236 amino acids)
Source: RefSeq, a predicted model, not a curated record